Molecule: messenger RNA, 1697 nt
Organism: Poecilia latipinna (sailfin molly)
Lineage: Eukaryota; Metazoa; Chordata; Actinopteri; Cyprinodontiformes; Poeciliidae
Exons: 9
Coding region: 104-1567 (487 amino acids)
Source: RefSeq, a predicted model, not a curated record
UGUUGACGGAGCCGUUAAAGAGCCUCUAAAGGUCACGGCCCACUCGUGACCCGAGCAGGUGAAAACGCGGCUCUCUGAUUGGCUGAGCUGAAGGCAGGUGAGGAUGGAGGAUGUCACCGCGUCGCUGCUGCUGCUGCUGUGCGGAUCCCUGAUUCUCGGGCCCACUGCUGGUUCCGGUUCGGGUCCGGACCCUGAGCGCGGCAGGAUGGAGCUGCGGCGGGUCCAGAGCCUCGCCGCGCAGCCGCGGUAUGGCGGGUGUUGGGCGCGCGCGCUGGAACACCUGGACACGCGCUGCAGGGACAUGACGUCAGAGAGUCAGAGCCGCCUGGCGCUGCGCUUCACCCACUGUCACCUGAGCAGCUCAGGCAGGGAUUUCCCAUCCUGCCCUGAGGGGUCAGAGGUCAGCAGGUGUACUGCUGGGAUGGAUCCUGUGGCCUUCAACACCUACACUGAGUUCUUCACCCACACCCACUCCAUCUGCCACUUCCUGCAGUCGGAGGCCUGGCAGAGCCGCACAGAAAGCACCAUGUACAGGCUGACUGAGGCCUCUGCAGGUGUUGCUGAGCAGCUUCAGUCCACCAGACAGAUGGCCAACGAGCUGAUGGAAGCCCAGAGCGUCGCCUUACAGGCACAGAAAGAAAUCCUGUCCAAUGGAGAGGAGCUACGAGCCACCCUGAGAGACUCGACUCAGGGUGUGCAGGCGGUCUUCUCUGACCUCAGCAGCGCCUCCAGGCAGCAGCAGGUGGCGCUGUCGCAGCUCUUCCAGCAACUCUCCUUCCUGCAGAGCUUCCUGCUGAUGGAGGCUCACAGCCUGACUUCUUGCUGCUACAACGCGGCUGCGCUCUGCACCGCCUACCUCAUCACUUCCACCCCACGCUCCUCCAGGGCCAGGCUGCUGCUGCUGGUUUUGGUCUGCGUCAACUUCUACUUGGAGAAGAAGAUCUACCAGCAUGUGCUGAGCUCCGACCAACCAGAACACCUUCAUGUGGAGCAGGUCUCGGUGUACGUUGCUGCGCUGCGGCGCCUCUCGGUGUGUGUUGCCCUGUGUGUUCUGCUGCUGGUGUGUGUUCGCUACAGAGACCCGGUGCAGCAGAGCCUGGAAGUGCUGCAGCAGCUCAGAGAGACACAGAGCAGCCUGCAGGAGGCGUUGCGGCGUGCAGAGAGGUUUACGCAGGAGAAGAAGUUGUUGGAGGACCGUCAGCUGCAGUUGAGGAGGACAGCAAGAGCAGAAAGACUGUGGAGAAGAGAGGAAGAGGAGUUCAGUAUGAUGUCAUCACUGGCUGCAGGCUCCUCCCACAUGCCACCUUCAGGUCAGCUGACUGGAGGGGCGGAGCUAAAGAUUCGGGCCUCUCUGGCGACACCUGGAGGUUUGCUGUGGAAAAGUCAGAGCGCCCGUCUCCUCUGCCGCUCCUCUUCCCAUCAUGCUUCAGUCCAGACUCCGCCUCCCCUGGUGGAGGACAGGAAGGUGUGUCCGGUUGUGGAGGUUCCUGUCGGGAAGAACCCGGUUCUUCGCCCCCCGCCGCCCCGCUACAGCCUGAGGAGCCGCCGCCGGUCAGACGUAAUCUGAGUGACGUCAUCAGUGAUGUCAUCAACGAUCUGCAGCUGGAAAUGAUUUUUUUCAUUUUUAUAACUAUUAAUAAAAAUGUUUUUAAUAGACUCAUAUGCAGGUCAACAGCAGAACAACGGUCAGGUGGUUC